Molecule: messenger RNA, 3954 nt
Organism: Closterium sp. NIES-67
Lineage: Eukaryota; Viridiplantae; Streptophyta; Zygnematophyceae; Desmidiales; Closteriaceae
Source: the annotation of a GenBank genome assembly
AUUCGAGGGGCGGCCACGUCCGAAAAACACCAACUACACGUGUGAUUUUUGCGGGGUGCCGGGCCACCGAAUCUUCGACUGCAACAAAAUGAAGGCCGCACGCGCAGAGUAUCGGGCACGCAACAGUGGCGGAAAUCUUCCGGCCAAUCAAAAGACAAAAAACGGGAGUCGCCAAGCCUUGGAGAAAAUACGGGAGGGACUCCAAAAGAAGCAGAAAGCUGUGGAGAUUAUACCGGUACCGGACAACUUGGGGACCAAAUUAAGGAGUGUGGAAAGAAGCCGACCUUUCCACGGAGUCAACAUCCUCUCCCGACACCAGCCCACAACGACUACCCGCUCCCCAGGGAAGACGUCGGUGGAGCUGAAGCAGCUCAAGAGGAAGCUGGGGGUCUACAAGAAGCUGCACAAACCCCGAACUCCCUCUACGGAUGCAUCCAGUUCUUCGGCAUCAACGACACGCACAGUCGUCAAGGAAACUCCGGGCCCUGGAGAAGAGCCGUUCUCCAAGCAGCCUCGGCCAGCUGCUAGCUCAGGAGCAGAUAGCAACGAAAAGGUGUGUACAGAUUAUUGGGAUGUACCCUAUGACCCCAUUAAUGAGACUAUCUUUGGGUACUCCGAGCAACGCCCGCCUCUCGUGCUCGAGGUCAUCUGCAAAGGACGACGCCUCCAAGCACUCGUGGACAGCGGAGCGUCUCAUACCGUCUGCGACAAGGCAAUAAUCGACCGACUUCGCGAAGACAAGUUACCAGUACACGGCGAAGCAGUGCUACACCUACAAAUUGGACCACUGCGCUGGAGACCUGCACUCCCCAUCACCAACAUCAAAGGGCUUGACUUGAUCUUCGGGCGAGACUUCCUGAAAAGAUUCAACCCCGAGAUCAACUGGGUGAACCGCACCGCAAGCAUCUACAACAAUGGACGGAGAGUGCAGCUACCCAACUGGGACGAUACAGGAGAUAUCCCAGUGGAGACACUCGCACGAUUCGAGAAGGAUGUGAAGCGGACCGACACCGGGUUCCUGGCGAUAGCAACAGAGGUGGAGAAUGACGGAGAGAAAGCCUCGGAAACUCCAGAAAAAAUCAAGGAAUUACUGAAGGAGUUCCAAGACAUUCUUCCUGACGAUCUUCCGAACGAGCUACCGCCAUACCGAACGCAUCAACACGAGAUCGUGGAGGAACCGGGUUCGAAGCCGACCUUCCGAGCACCAUAUCGACUCAGCCCUACGGAGCUGACCGACAUGAAGAAGCAGAUCGAGUAUCUCCUAGCUAAAGGACUCAUCCGACCAUCCACUUCGCCGUACGGUGCCCCAGUACUCUUCACACCGAAACCGGACGGAAGCCUGCGCAUGUGCAUCGACUACCGAGCUCUUAACAAGCAGACCAUCAAGAAUAAAUAUCCGAUACCGCGAAUCGAUGACCUGCUUGACCAGCUUCGGGGAGCUACGGUAUUUUCCAAACUGGAUCUGCGGUCCGGAUACUGGCAGAUACGGAUGGCGGACAACUCUAUCCACAAAACUGCUUUCCGAACUCGGUACGGAUCGUACGAGUAUUUGGUCAUGCCGUUCGGACUCACCAACGCGCCGGCAACGUUCCAAGCCGAAAUGAACCACAUUCUACGACCACUUCUGGACGAAUGCGUGGUGGUGUACCUGGAUGACAUACUCAUCUACUCGCGCGACAUGAAGCAGCACGUCGAACACCUGCGACGCGUCUUCGAAAUUCUUCGACGGGAACGAUUCUACGUCAAACUGUCCAAGAGCGAAUUCGCCCUUGAAAAGGUCCAGUUCCUAGGACACAUGGUAAGCGCUCAAGGAGUUCACGUCGACCCCAAGAAAAUCGAAGCCGUACGUACGUGGAAGACACCCGAGAACGUGAAGGAGUUGCAGCAGUUCCUAGGCUUCGCUAAUUACUACAACAGGUUCGUGCCACAGUAUGCGAAACUCGCGGCACCACUCACGAAUCUGUUGAAGAAGAACACGCCCUACAAAUGGGAGACGAAGCACCAGGAAGCCGUGGAGCAGCUGAAACAAGCACUAACAUCCGCACCGGUGCUCAUCUUGCCAGAUCCCGAACGUGACUACGUCAUUGAAGCAGACGCCAGUGAUCAGGCCGUGGGGGCAGUCUUGAUGCAAGACCAAGGGAAUGGACUGCAACCCAUUGCCUACCUCAGCAAGAAACUGCACGGGGCAGAACUCAACUACCCGAUACACGACAAAGAGGCUCUUGCUAUCAUCAUCGCCUUCAAAGCGUGGAGAUGCUAUCUCGAAGGACGACGAACGACCGUCUACACCGACCACUGCAGCCUGAAAUAUUUGAAGACACAACCCAACCUUUCCAGGCGGCAGGUCCGGUGGAUCGACUUCCUCGAGACACACUUCCACUACGACAUCGUGUACAAGCCCGGCCACAAGAAUAAAGCAGACGCGCUCAGCCGGCCUGCACACGUUGCCGCGAUUCAGGUCGAAGGGAUGAAUCCACUACUCAAGGGACUCUUCACACACGGGUAUACCAUCGACCCCGAAAUUUCCUUGGCAGAAAAGCGACAUCUGCUACAGUGGGACAGUGACAUCGCGUACCGGAAAGGAUCAGCAAAAAUCUGGGUACCCAAUUACCCUCCUUUGCGCCAGUUACUACUCGAAGAAUACCACGACGUCCUGUACGCCGGACACUUCGGUAGCAACAAGACGCUCACCGGUAUCGCCAAACACUACUACUGGCCCCAUAUGGCAGACGACGUCCAGAAAUUCGUCACCUCGUGUGAUACAUGUCAGCGGAUGAAGAGCAGCAAGCAGAAAAAGGCGGGACUACUGCAGCCUCUUCCUGUCCCAGAACAACCAUGGCAAGUGGUUAGCCUAGACUUCAUCACCGGGUUACCACCUACCUCCAGCGGUCAUGACGCCAUCCUUGUCGUCAUUGACAAGUUCUCCAAAAUGGGACACUUCAUCCCGACGCACACGACGGCACGCACCGAGGAGACAGCACAACUCUUCGUUCGUCACAUCAUCUCACAGCAUGGCAUCCCAACUACACUCAUCUCCGACCGAGACCCCAAGUUCACUAGCAAGUUCUGGAAGGAACUUAUGUCUCUUCUCGGAACCAAACUCGCCAUGUCGUCCGCAUACCAUCCGCAGACAGACGGACAGACCGAGCGCCUCAACCAAAUUGUUGAGCAACUCCUCCGAGCAGCCUGCAAGGACGACAUCUCCAAAUGGGACUUGCACCUGCCCGUACUCGAGUUUGCUUACAACAAUGCUACACAUGCUGCUACUGGACAGACGCCGUUCUUCCUCUGCUACGGACGCCACCCACUCACACCACAGAAACCGACAACACCAGCAACAGUCCAACCUGCACACGACUUCAUCACAACCAUGCAUCAGCUUUGGGAUCGGACCCAUAAGCGCCUCCUUGACAUUCAACAGCACCAGAAGCGCCAAGCCGAUCGCCAUCGCAACGACCACACCAUUUCCGUGGGAGACCAGGUGCUUCUCGACACCCGUAACCUGGACAUCAGCCAUCUCCCAUCUAAACUUCGACCUCGCUUUUGCGGGCCUUUCCUCGUUGACGCACAGGUCACUCCUGUUACCUUCCGCUUACGCCUGCCAGCUACCUGGAAGAUUCACAACGCCUUCCAUGUCCAACUUCUGAAGCCCUAUCGGGAUCCUAACACGAUCUUCGUCGGACGCCAACCGCCGCCGCCGCCGCCCGUCCUCGUCCAAAAUGAACCCGAAUACGAGGUCGAGUCCGUGCUUGCACACCGCCGACGUCGGAACGGUACCGUGGAGCUUCUUAUUCGCUGGAAGGGUUAUGAUCCUUCUGAGGACAGCUGGGUCUCUGAAACCGAUAUGGGUAACGCCCGUCGUCCUCUGCAUGACUACCUUGUAAAGCAGGGUGUUACUUCUACCACCCAGCUUUGAGGGGGGGAAGUGUGAGAGUACGACCUCGUUACACCACU